CCACAUAUUUUAUUCUUCUCAGACGAGAGAGAGAGAGACAGAGAGAAGUGACGGAGAGAGAUGGAACGGAGGACGGUCGUCCCGGCUUUGGCGACGGUGUCGUUGCUUCUUUGUUUUGGGAUCAUCGGAGUCGUGGCUGACGCUUCCAAUCAUCGUUAUAAGCCCGAAGAGACGGUUCCUCUUUACGCCAACAAGGUCGGGCCCUUCCAUAACCCUAGUGAGACGUAUCGCUAUUUUGAUCUCCCCUUCUGUUCCCCAGCACCUGUGAAAGAUAAAUUAGAAGCUCUUGGUGAAGUCCUGAAUGGUGAUCGCUUGGUUGAUGCUCCAUACAAGCUGGACUUCCGGGUUGAUUAUGAUUCAAAAUCAGCAUGCAAAAAGCAACUUACGAAAGAAGAAGUUGCCAAAUUCAGGAGUGCAGUAGAGAAGGAUUAUUACUUCCAAAUGUACUUUGACGAUCUUCCAAUUUGGGGAUUCAUUGGGAAGGUUGAGAAGGAAGGCAAGUCUGACCCAAGCGAGUACAAGUACUUCCUUUACAGGCAUAUUCUUUUUGAAGUUCUCCACAAUAAUGACCGUGUCAUUGAGAUCAAUGUUCACACGGAUGUCAAUUCAAUGGUUGACAUUACUGAGGAUAAAGACAUAGAGGUUGAUUUCAUGUACUCGGUAAAGUGGAAAGAAACAGAAACACCUUUUGAGAAGAGGAUGGAGAAGUACUCUCAGUCUUCUUCGCUCCCUCAUCAUUUGGAGAUUCACUGGUUCUCCAUAAUAAACUCAUGUGUUACAGUUCUUCUUCUAACUGGAUUCCUUGCAACCAUCCUAAUGAGGGUCCUAAAGAAUGAUUUUGUUAAGUAUGCUCAUGAUGAGGAGACAGGUGAUGACCAAGAAGAAACUGGGUGGAAAUAUGUUCAUGGUGAUGUCUUUAGGUUCCCUAUGUACAAGUCUUUUCUUGCUGCCUGUCUUGGUUCUGGAACACAGUUAUUUGCUCUUACAACCUUCGUAUUUAUCCUAGCCCUGGUGGGGGUAUUCUACCCUUACAAUCGAGGAGCACUUUUUACUGCAUUGGUGGUUAUAUAUGCACUAACUUCAGGUAUUGCUGGUUAUGUUGCCACUUCUUUCUACUGUCAGCUGGAAGGAACAAACUGGGUGAGGAAUCUGCUUUUGACUGGAUUUCUUUUUUGUGGGCCUCUAUUCUUGACAUUCAGCUUCCUGAAUACUGUAGCUAUUGCAUAUAAUGCUACUGCUGCGCUACCAUUUGGUACCAUUGUUGUUAUUUUUCUCAUUUGGGCAUUAGUAACGUCUCCUCUUCUUGUUUUGGGUGGGAUUGCUGGUAAAAACAGCAAAGCAGAGUUCCAAGCUCCUUGCCGAACUACCAAAUAUCCUAGAGAAAUUCCACAGCUUCCUUGGUAUAGAGGAGCUUUACCACAGAUGGCAAUGGCUGGUUUUCUUCCUUUUAGCGCCAUCUACAUCGAGCUUUACUACAUCUUUGCCAGUGUGUGGGGCCACAGGAUUUAUACCAUUUAUAGUAUUCUCUUUGUGGUUUUCAUAAUUCUUCUCAUUGUCACAGCAUUUAUUACCGUGGCAAUGACCUACUUUCAGCUUGCUGCUGAAGACCAUGAAUGGUGGUGGAGGGCAUUCCUUUGCGGAGGAUCUACUGGUCUGUUCAUAUAUGCGUAUUGCUUUUACUACUACCAUGCUCGGUCUGACAUGUCUGGAUUCAUGCAAACAUCUUUCUUCUUUGGCUAUAUGGCCUGCAUCUGCUAUGGCUUCUUCCUCAUGCUUGGUACCAUAGGUUUCCGAGCCUCGCUGUUAUUUGUUCGUCAUAUAUACCGGUCCAUCAAGUGUGAGUAGCUCUCCCAAACCCUCCACUGACUGAACGAAAACGCAGCUUAAUCCUCUCUUCAUCAUCUACAAAGUUUGAUGGGUUAUUUUGUUCACGAGUUCUACGAUCCCUCUUCGUGUUUUAUUGCUCAUGUUUUAUUCUAUGGGAGGGUGGCAAAAUAUGCGGCGGUCACGGAAGCGCUUUCUGGAGGUAUUUACUGCCAUCGCUUUUAAAACUGUUAGUUGUUUGUUUGUAUUGAACUCCUGUACUGUUAUUUUAUUAGUUCAUACGAAUUUUUCUUGUAAACGAAUACUGUUGCACUUUGAACCUCUUUUUUUGUUAUAAAAAAGCAGCAUUUCGUUCAUGGCA
Molecule: messenger RNA, 2185 nt
Organism: Dendrobium catenatum
Lineage: Eukaryota; Viridiplantae; Streptophyta; Magnoliopsida; Asparagales; Orchidaceae
Product: transmembrane 9 superfamily member 3
Exons: 7
Coding region: 61-1845 (594 amino acids)
Biological process (GO): protein localization to membrane
Cellular component (GO): membrane
Source: RefSeq, a predicted model, not a curated record